Molecule: messenger RNA, 3937 nt
Organism: Cyprinus carpio (common carp)
Lineage: Eukaryota; Metazoa; Chordata; Actinopteri; Cypriniformes; Cyprinidae
Gene: dhx37
Product: DEAH (Asp-Glu-Ala-His) box polypeptide 37
Exons: 28
Biological process (GO): maturation of SSU-rRNA from tricistronic rRNA transcript (SSU-rRNA, 5.8S rRNA, LSU-rRNA)
Cellular component (GO): nucleolus; intracellular anatomical structure
Molecular function (GO): ATP binding; RNA binding
Source: RefSeq, a predicted model, not a curated record
AAUAAAACAUUUGCGGUGGGUUUGUAAAAGCUGUUUUUAUGCAUGUUUUGGCCUGAGUUUUGACCGGGUGGAACCAUCAAUCCCGGAACCUUUUAUCGCUGCUGAAGCGCAUCGGUCACAUUUAAAGGUUGCACAACAUCUCCACAGGAUCAACACAUUCUCAUCACGUGCUCUACUGAGCUUCACUUCUCUGAGGGUUUGUGUUUGGAGCUGUGAACUCCUGCCAUGGGCAGAUUAAGAAAGAAACACAACUGGAAAGGCAGACAGCAGAGCACUUCUGCGCAGACAGCUGCUGCAGACAGACAGACUGAUGUGCAGGUGGAGAUACAAGAUGGAGCCAUGCUUAAAGGAGUAGACGACUGCAACGCUCUUGUCCUGCCCGCCACCAAAACCAAGAAACAAAAAGUAGAGCGUCCUGUAGCCAGGAAAAAAGCCCUGACAAAGAAACAGAAGAAGAACCUGGAGAAAGUUCUGGAGCUGAAAGAGAAAAAAGCCCAUAGAGCAGAUGUUUUAUCUAAACUAGCUGAGGUUCAGCUGCCCGAUUCCGAGCUCAAACUGCUUUACACCACCUCUAAACUCGGCACUGGAGACAAACUCUACCAGACCAAAGAAUCUGUGGAAGAAGAUCAGAAGGGUGAUUCAGCUCCUGUCAGGAUCAGCAGUGUGAGAGCAAACAGAAAGAGAAGAAGAGCGGUGGAUGAUGAUGAUGAUGAUGAUGAAGAAGAGAGAUCUGAGAAGUCAGAGACAUCAGACGAGGAUGAUGGUGAGGGCUCAGACUCGUCUGAGGAAGAGGAGGAAAAACCACCCGAGGAAAAGCCCACAGAAGAGCCGCGGCUGCUGAGAGAGGAGGCGAGACAGAAAGAGACUGACGUGAAGAAAGAUGAAGACGUGAGAGAGGGAACGCAUAAGAAGGAAGACUGUAAACCUGCCGUGUUUAUUCCCGUGGAUCGGCUGCCGGAGAUUCAGGAGGCUCGUCUGAGGUUGCCGAUCCUGGCGGAGGAGCAGGUGAUCAUGGAGGCGGUGAGGGAGAACGAGUGUGUGGUGUUGUGUGGAGAGACGGGCAGCGGGAAGACCACACAGGUGCCUCAGUUCCUGUACGAGGCGGGAUACGCCAGCUCUGGUGGUAUUAUUGGUGUGACGGAGCCCAGGAGAGUGGCGGCGAUCAGCAUGUCUCACCGUGUUGCCACGGAGAUGAAUUUACCCAGCGGGGUGGUGUCUUAUCAGAUCAGGUACGAGGGGAAUGUGACUGAAAACACAAAGAUCAAACAUUAACAAACACGCACCACUUAUUAAAUAAAAUCAAAAGAUUUCCUGCUGCAGAAAUACCGUGUGGUCAUCAUAGAUGAAGCGCAUGAGCGCAGCGUCUACACCGAUAUCCUCAUCGGCCUCCUGUCACGCAUCGUCCCUCUCCGUAACAAGAAAGGCUUACCCAUGAAGCUGAUCAUCAUGUCGGCGACGCUUCGUGUGGAGGACUUCACCGAGAACAAGAGACUCUUCCGAACUCCUCCACCGGUUAUCAAGGUGGAGGCCCGCCAGUUUGCGGUCACGGUUCAUUUUAAUAAACGCACACCAGUGGACAACUACACUGGAGAAGCUUUCCGUAAGAUCUGCAAGAUUCACCGUAUGCUGCCGCCAGGUGGGAUUCUGGUGUUUCUGACGGGUCAAGCGGAGGUUCAUUCUGUGUGUCGCAGACUCAGGAAGGCUUUCCCUUACAGACCCCACCGAGAGCACACAGAUUCAAUGGAAACAGAAGAAGAUCUGAAGAAGGCAAAAAGAGCAAAGAAAAAGAAGAAUAUGGUAUGAUGACAUGUAUUCUAAGAAGGUUUUGCUAACAUUUCCAUUCGAGGUGGGGAUAGAGAGUUAAGAAGUGGAGAAGCCUGUAAUGAGGGUUCAGACCUGGAGCUGGAGCUGGAGCUGGGAGAUCAUCCAGACAGCGAUCACGAGGAGAAGGCCGAUCCGUCCAUCCCGCUGUAUGUGCUUCCUCUCUACUCUCUGUUGGCACCUGAGCUGCAGGCAAAGGUCUUCCAUCCUCCUCCAGCUGGAGCGCGUCUGUGUGUCAUCGCGACUAACGUAGCCGAGACAUCCCUCACAAUCCCCGGCAUCAAGUAUGUGGUGGACUGCGGUCGAGUGAAGAAGAGGUUUUAUGACAGAGUGACGGGCGUCUCCUCCUUUAAGGUCACCUGGAUCUCACAGGCUUCAGCCAAUCAGAGGGCAGGAAGGGCGGGCAGAACCGAGCCGGGCCACUGCUAUAGGCUCUAUUCGUCCGCUGUGUUUGGAGAUUUCAGCUUGUUUUCAGAGGCUGAAAUCACACGGCGUCCCGUCGAUGACCUCGUCCUUCAGAUGAAAGAUCUCAACAUUGAAAAGGUUGUGAAUUUCCCGUUCCCGACUCCUCCCUCAUCCGAGGCACUGAUCUCUGCCGAACAGCUCCUGAUCUCUCUGGGAGCGCUGGAGGAACCGCCUCGACACGGACGUGUGGUUGAGAUGGAGAGGGCGCGUCUGUCGUGUCCCAUAACCCCUCUGGGCCGCACAAUGGCCGCGUUCCCCGUAGCACCGCGGUACGCUAAGAUGCUGGCGCUGGGCCGUCAGCAGGGCUGUAUGCCGUAUAUCAUCACCAUAGUGGCUGCCAUGACCGUCAGAGAGAUCUUUGAGGAUUACGACAGGCCUGCGGGCAGCGAGGAGGAGAACACUAAGAUGGCAGGGAAGAAAGCCCGAAGUGUUCAGAUGAGGAGGUUAUGGGCGGGUCAAGGACAGUCAGUCCAGCUCGGAGAUCUGAUGGUUCUGCUGGGGGCGGUUGGUGCUUGUGAAUUUGCGGGCUGCACUCAUCAGUUCUGUGAGGAAAACGGUCGGUACAAAGCCAUGCUGGAAAUCUGAAGACUGCGAGGACAGCUGACCAAUGCUGUGAACGCCGUGUGCUCUGACGCUAAUCAGAUGGCUCCUCCGACAGAGUCUCAGGUGCUGUGUUUACGACAGAUCGUACUGGCAGGUUCAGGAGAUCACAUCGCCAGACGAGUGCAGGACGAGGAGCUGCUCGACCCCAAAUGGAGGAAUGGCUACAAGACCCCUCUGCUGGAUGACCCAGUGUUCAUUCACCCAUCAUCUGCCCUUCAUAAGACGCUUCCAGAGUUUGUGGUUUAUCAGGAAAUCAUGGAGACCACCAAGAUGUACAUGAGAGGUGUUUGUGCCGUUCAGGCUGAAUGGAUUCCGAAGCUCCUCCCACAAUACUGUCACUUCAGCUCUCCGGAGGAAAGCCCCGCCCCCUGGUUCUGCCCACUGAGCGGCCGAGUGAGGUGUCACCAGCAGAGCACCUUCUACAAAUUUAAAUCUAACCUCCAUUCAAUCGAGAUGGAUUACCCAGAGGGCCUUGAACAUUACAAACUGUUUGCGAAGUUUUUCCUGGAGGGCCAGGUUUGUCCCAAGAUUCAGCAGUACAGCAGAUGUUUACUGUCGUCACCCUCCACCAUGCUGAAGACGUGGGCCAAACUGCAGCCGCGGACUGAAGCUCUUCUGACGGCGCUGGUGUCAGAGAAUGUCAACAACAGAACGUCUUUAGAAGCUGCGUGGAAGAAAGAUGAAAAAUAUCUGCUGUCAGCGUUUUGUCAGUGGAUCCCUGAGUCUCUUCAUGCAGAGGUCAGUAAAAGCUGGCCACCGAUCUGACCUCUGACCUGUCUGACCACAUGCCGACCAGCGCUGGCCUUUUAAUCAUGAACGCAGCAGGACACACAUGCUGUAAGACAUUUAUAAUGAACAGGAUCUUCCUGCUUGUGCCUCAUUCUCUGACAUCACACGGAUGGAUUCCUCUGAAAGCCUGUGGACAGAUGAAGAAUUCCAGUGUAAAACAAUGUCAAGAUCUCACGCCGGCAUGCAGUACAAACUGGACUUUUGUAAAAAUCUUCAGAUCAGAACACCAAAACAAAUAAACUCCUCUGUCUUUAAACAA